AUGCGGUUGGAUGCCCCGGUAAAGAGAUAUCCAGGAUAUUCUCCAAGUCUUCUUCUCCGUAUCAUCAUGGUUUCAUCUACAUCCAGUUCUCAAACCUCUUCUCCUUCCUCUUCUUCCAUGGCUAAUCUUCCAGUUACACCUUCCGUUACGCAUUCUGCUGUCUCUGCAAUUAUCCGUCCUAACCAAAGUCUUACUGCUCGCGAGGCGUGGCUACAAAUUGAACGUCUUUUCCAUGAUCAUGUUAGUUCCCGAACGCUCCAACUUAAAGUUCAAUUUCAUAACCUUAAGAAAGGUUCCCUUUCUAUUGCUGAUUAUGUGCAUCGCCUCAAAUCCAUUUCGGAUGCCUUGACAUCAAUUGGUAAUCCUAUUUCUGAUUCUGAUCUUAUUCUCCAAAUUCUUUCUGGCCUACCUUCUGAAUAUCUCUCUAUUAGCACUUCAAUCUCUACUAGGGUUCCACUUUCUACUUUUCUUGAGACUAGAUCUCUUAUGUUCCUUCAUGAAACUCAAUUGACUGGCUUUUCUUCUACCGCAUCAGAUUCUUCCACUGCUUUAGUAGCUAAACAAAAUUCCUCUUCUCAAGGACGUGGACGUGGAAGAAAUUCUAAUGGUGGUAGAUAUGCCUAUGGUGGGCGUGGUAGAGGACGCAACAACAAUGGCUACCAAAGAAGUUAUUCCACUGCUCCUCCCCAGUUUGCUCCACGCCAAAGGGCUCCUUCCAUUUUAGGUCCAGCGCCACACUCUACUAUUUCUUCCGUUUAUCCUACUUAUCCAUUUCCUUCUUCCUUUUAA
Nicotiana attenuata is the source of this 789-nucleotide messenger RNA. RefSeq lists its product as uncharacterized. Bases 1 to 789 code for a protein of 262 amino acids. The record is from RefSeq and is a predicted model, not a curated record. NCBI's taxonomy places the organism in Eukaryota, Viridiplantae, Streptophyta, Magnoliopsida, Solanales, Solanaceae. The transcript is spliced from 3 exons.